UUGACGCGCCAGGUGGAGGCGCUGGGCUUGGCGACCGGGCUGUCUCCCGCGCCCGGCACUUCCAGCCCCCCGCCCGCGUCCGGGGCUCCGGAUCGCGCACCUCGUCUGGGCACCGCUCGCUUCGCCAGCCACGCCACCUUCUCGCUGUCCGGCCGCAGUCAGAGUGUGGAUCAUGAAGAAAUUGGUGAGCCAAAGGCAAGACGAGCGUCAGAUUCCUGCAUUAUGGAGAAUGGACACCAGCCAGCCACAGGCCCAGGCGAGGGACCUCCAGAGUCUGCCCAGACCUCAGCACCAGAGUCCCCCAGGCCUCGUCCAGUGAGCCUCUCCUUACGGCUGCCUCACCAGCCAGUCAUGGCUGUCACCCGUGUCUCUGAGAAGUUCUCUGGGGAGACGUCGGCUGCAGCUCUGUCACCCACCUCUGCUGCCACCCUAGGUUUCAGCCCCAGUCCCAGCGAGGUCACCGCCCUCUGGACCCCCAGUCCCACUGAGAAGAAUUCCUCUUUCACACGGUCGUUGUCAAGCUCUGGGUAUGGGGCAGUGACAGCUGGCAAGCACAAGGACAGCCCUCCGUUGGUGACACCACCCCAGUCACCCCCAUCCCCGCAGCCACCAGCCAUAACUCAGACCCUUCGCUCAGGGGAGCGUCGUCGCGAGCUGGUGAGGUCUCAGACGCUGCCCCGCACCUCAGGAGCGCAGGCCCGGAAGGCACUGUUUGAAAAAUGGGAGCAGGAAACAGCUAGCAAGGGCAAAGGGGAGACCCGAGCCAAGCUGAAGCGGUCACAGAGCUUUGGCGUGGCCAGUGCCAGCAGCAUCAAGCAGAUCCUGCUUGAGUGGUGUCGCAGCAAGACUCUGGGCUACCAGCAUGUGGACCUGCAAAACUUCUCCUCCAGCUGGAGUGACGGGAUGGCCUUCUGCGCCCUGGUGCACUCUUUCUUCCCCGAUGCCUUCGAUUAUAAUUCCCUGAGCCCCACGCAGCGUCAGAAGAACUUUGAGCUGGCCUUUACCAUGGCUGAGAAUCUGGCCAACUGUGAACGCCUCAUUGAAGUGGAGGACAUGAUGGUGAUGGGCCGUAAGCCAGACCCUAUGUGUGUCUUCACCUACGUCCAGUCACUGUACAAUCACCUGCGUCGCUUCGAGUGAAAGCCCAGGAGACUGUGAGGCCGCCAUACCCCCUCCCUCCAUGCCAGGAUGGCCCUCCCCCAGGAAGAAGAGCUGCUGAGGGUCUGAGCUCACUGUGGAUCCCAGGAGCCCCUCACACCAGCUGUGUUACUGAUUAAAAGUCCCACUGAUCUGAGCCGACAGUGCUGUCACAGCCAAGGGCUUGCAGGAAAAGGCAAAACUCCCAAAGAGAGACAACGGUGCUAAAUAAUGAUCUUAAGGAAAAAUGAUGUUUGCCUGUGUCGAUUCAGGAAAGCUAAGUUACUGUUUCCCUCUGGUGAUUUGAUACUUUGGCUUGACAGGGUUCCAUUGAUUACCAAGUAUUGUUGUUGUUGUUUUUAAUCAAAAUGCCCUGCGCAUUCUACGUCGUCACAUUAUUGUAGGCAGGUCCCUCUCCUCCUUCCCUCUGGG
Messenger RNA from Dipodomys ordii (Ord's kangaroo rat), 1569 nucleotides. RefSeq names its product smoothelin-like 2 (gene Smtnl2). Gene Ontology annotation, molecular function: protein phosphatase 1 binding; tropomyosin binding. Gene Ontology annotation, cellular component: M band; filamentous actin; microtubule organizing center. Lineage: Eukaryota; Metazoa; Chordata; Mammalia; Rodentia; Heteromyidae. Gene Ontology annotation, biological process: actin cytoskeleton organization; positive regulation of vasoconstriction. The transcript is spliced from 8 exons. The record is from RefSeq and is a predicted model, not a curated record. The annotation marks the transcript as partial.